Panicum virgatum (switchgrass) is the source of this 1792-nucleotide messenger RNA. Its product is annotated as NDR1/HIN1-like protein 10. NCBI's taxonomy places the organism in Eukaryota, Viridiplantae, Streptophyta, Magnoliopsida, Poales, Poaceae. Bases 788 to 1402 code for a protein of 204 amino acids. The transcript has 2 exons. The record is from RefSeq and is a predicted model, not a curated record. Gene Ontology annotation, biological process: defense response to other organism.
UUGCCCAGUAGGUCAACAUUUCAGACGGAUAUGAAUGUGUCGCCACGUUGUUAGUACUCUCUCUAUGGUUUGUUUGUAGUUACGGUUCUAUGCUGUGCUAUGCCGGGGAAUUUUAUCUAUUAGAUGAAUAUUUACUAUUUCUAGUACGGUCUUUGUUGUAAUAGAUGCUAAAAGAUACUCUCAACAACCAAACUAUGAUCCCCCGCAAAAAAAAAACAACCAAACUAUGAAAUUGGUUUACGAUUCUAGUACAUUUGUUUGUUGUUAAAAUAACUUUACUUUCUUUUUGAACUAAAUUGUUCACUACAAGAUAUUACAUCUUUCCUGACAGUAUAUGGUGUGAAUGCCCAACGACCGCUUUGCUAUCUUGUCAUUUAUUCUCACAAGUGGCCGACAGUAUUUAGUGUACAUUCACACUUUCACAACCUUUUUUUUCAAAUUACCAAUAAACUAAUUGACGUCAAAGUCAUUCCCCACAGGGAUGGUAGAUAGUUGGAAAAUGUUAUUUAUCUUGUAGUGGUUGUCAGUCACCCAAUAGAUAAGAUGCGCAGGUUGAUGUAUUAGUAAUAAUAUAAUCUGAAAACAGCAACGGAGGGGCGUCCACGCAACUAGCACCCUAAUUGCUAGGAACGAGAGGGAGUGAAGGCCUUGCUUGAACUGCUUCAUUAAGUUUAUUGAGAGAUGAGAUAGAGAGCAACCAUAUAGUACCAAGCAAAAGAUAGAGCAAGAGCUUUUAUUGUUCCAAACAAGAUACAGAAUAAGCGGAGCAAACAAGCAGUUUUGGGAGAUGCCGUCGGAAAGGUCGAUCGUGAGCACGGCCCUCUCCGCUGCCCUCGGUCAAGUGUGGGAGUGCAUCGAGUUCUGGACGCCGCUCACUUCAGUGAUCAUCAUCCUCUGGCUUCUCUACCGCCCCGACCACUUCUACCCUACCGUCGAUUCUGCCGUCCUCGCCACCCUCAACCUCACCACAGAUGAGCCACCGAAUCUCCAGUACGACCUGGCCGUGAACGUCAGCUUCCGCAACUCUCACAGCCGCCUCAGCAUCCGGUAUCUUGACAUUAGCGCCACCGCCUUCUGCGGUAGCGGUACCAAGCUUGGCCCAGCCGACGAUGCACUUCCAACGCCCUUUCGCCAGGGCCCCAAGAACACAACCGUGCUGCACCCAGCAUUCCGGGGCAUGGUGGCUGUGGAUUCCAUGGUGACGGCGUGGCUGAAGAAGGAGCUCGAAGCAGUGAUGGUGCAUGUGAACCUGAGAUUGUCACUGACAAUCAAGUACAGGGUGAUGUGGCCCUUCAUUGAGAUCUUCUUCUACAAGUACGAUUGCUGGCUAUGGUUCCCGCCGCCAGGCCUCGCGGCGCCAGCCAUCUUUGAUGCGGGCACGCGGUGCUGGGUCGUCAACUAAGUUAGAAGCAGGUUAAUUACCAUGGAGUUCUUUAUGACCAAGCUAAUCCGUGACACGUUGACAAAGAGGGGGAUCUUCAUCAAGGGACGAACAGUUGGACGUUUUGUCUGCGGUGGAUAGAUUUCUGGGAGGCUACCUCGCUGGUUGUUGUUCGUUCUUGCUAGUUGGUGAUGUCUUUUGCUUUCCAAGUUGUGGUGUUAGCUUUUAUUGUUUGUUUAUGUUUCGUCUUCCCAGGCUUAGUGAUGUUCUAUGCUUGGUCUGGCAUCUCCAUCGGGUUAGUCUAUGUAAUCUUAGGCUUAAUGGUAGCACUCCUGCAUUACUUUAUAAAGAAAAAAAGUUACUAGCUACUACAUAAAAGUGCUUUAAAUGAUUUUGUUAUCUGUUGGGAUU